AUGGCGGAAUCGGAGAUGAGCGUUAGGAGCUGUCGAGAAUUAUGGACUAUUUUGUUGGGGAGAUCUGCAUUGAGGGAGCCGGCUCAGAUAGAGGGAGAGCUUGACAGAAACUGGGACAGACUGCAUCAAGGACUUGGUUACUACAAGCUCCCCAGCUCAUCCUCUGCUGGAAAAGUGAAGGAUAACAAAGAUGUAGCACAGCCUCUAAAGGACUUUGGGUUCAGGAUCAGUAAAUUGUUGAAUCUGGACGAGCAGCAGAGCGUGCAGCUUUUACAGUGGUACCUGCAGGAGGACUACAGAGGAACUCAGGACUCGUUAAAAGUUGUUCUGAAGGAUGAACGGCAAAGCCAGGCACUUCUCAUUAAGAUAGCUGAUUACUAUUAUGAGGAGCGCAUGUGUCUGCUUAGAUGUGUUCUCCUCCUGCUCACAUACUUUCAGGAUGAGCGCCAUCCCUACCGGUCUGAGUACAGUAACUGUGUCAACAAAUUGGAGAAAGACCUGGUGAGCAACUAUCAGUCGCAGUUUGAGAAUCUGUUCAAGGCCGAAGCACCGACAUGGGAAACCCAUGGCAACCUCAUGACUGAGCGGCAGGUCUCACGCUGGUUUAUGCAGUGUUUGAGAGAACAAUCCCUGGUGCUGGAGAUCAUCUUCCUGUACUAUGCGUACUUUGAGAUGAGCCCAUCUGACCUUCUGAAAUUUACCAAAAUGUUCAAAGAACAAGGCUUCGGCUUACGGCAGACCAACAGACACCUAGUAGACAAGAGCAUGGACGCUAUAGUGGACAGAAUUGGAUAUUUGAGCUCUCUCAUCCUGGUGGAGGGAAUGGACAUCGAUUUUCUGCACAAGUGCGCUCUGGAGGAUUGCACAGAGCAGCAUCAGUUUUCUGGGGCCCCUGAUGUCGUUAAGGAGAUGGAUCAGCUGCUGUUGACAUUUGGUGACAUCCCUCAUCAUGGACCCGUGUUGCUGGCCUGGGUCCUGCUGAGACACACCCUCAGACCGGAUGAGUCCAGUCCUGUGGUCAGGAGGAUUGGCAACACUGCUCUGCAGCUGGGGGUCUUCAAGUACCUCUCAGCCAUGCUGAAGGGGCUUGGAGUCUCAGGAAAUAAUUGUACAGCAAGCACAGCCAAAAUGUGUAUCUACGGCCUGCUUUCAUUUGUGAUUACCUCGUUUGAAGAAGAGAGCUUACAGGCUAAUGGUGUGGAGGAAUCUCACCUGAUAGAAGCUGCCUGUGAGGUCCUCUCUGCUCCCAGUUUAGCUGAAGUCUUUUGGGAAAUGAAGCCAAACAGGGGGCUGGGGAUGAUCCUGGACAGCGCAGCUGGGAUGUUCCCCCACAAGAUUGGACCUCUGCUGCAGCUUCUGACCGCACUCGUGUCCAACAAGUCGACUGUAAAGAAGGUGUAUAACUUCUUGGAUAAGAUGUCCUUCUACACACAAGUUUACAAACAUAAGCCCAAUGACAUAAUUUCCAAGGAUGAUGAGACGUUAUGGAGGCGACAGACUCCUAAACUUCUCUACCCUCUGGGCACGGGGCAGACGAACCUGUGGAUGCCCCAGGGAGUGCUGGGUCAGGUGAUGAUAGCCGGGGAGCAGGGCUACAUGGUGAGGUGGGACUACUCGUACAGCGCUUGGACUCUAUUCACCUGCGAGGUGGAGAUGCUGCUGCACGUCGUCUCCACUGCAGAUGUUCUCGCUCACUGUGCUCGUGUGAAGCCCAUCCUGGAUCUGGUCCAUAAGAUCAUCAGCGUGGACUGGACUGUGUCUGACUGUUUGUUGCCUCUAACUUCACGCAUUUACAUGUUGCUGCAGAGGUUAACGUCGGUCAUCAACCCUCCAGUGGAUGUGAUUGCCUCCUGUGUGAGUUGCCUCUCUGUCCUUGCUGCCAGGAUGCCAGGGAAGGUGUGGUCUAGUCUGCAUCACACCGGUUUCCUCCCCUUCGCCUCCAACCCUCUGACCAACAUGGCCCAGUGUAUCAGUGCUGAGGGGAUGAAGGCGGGUAACUACGGCAACCUGUUGGUGCAGAUUGAGCAGCCCAGAGGGGAGUAUGCUGUCACCAUUGCCUUCCUUCGUCUCAUUACAACCUUAGUGAAGGGACAGCUUGGAAACACUCAAAGCAAAGGGCUGAUUCCCUGUGUGCUGCUGGUGUUAAAGGAGAUGCUACCUACAUACCAUAAGUGGCGUUAUAAUACCUAUGGAGUCAGAGAGAGAAUAGGCUGCUAUAUCUUGGAGUUGAUACACGCCAUUCUCAAUCUGAGCCCGGAAGGGGAGGAGCAGGGCAGCACUCCCACCCUGCAGUCCCUUUGUAUCUACAGUUUAGCAAACACAGAAGCUGGACAGGCCGUCGUCAACAUCAUGGGUGUUGGAGUGGACACCAUAGAUGUUGUCCUGGCUGCACAGCCAAGCAGCUCUGGCUCUGAAGGUCCGGGUCAGAUUCUGAUCCAGACGGUCAAACUGGCCUUCUCUGUCACCAACAACGUGAUCCGUCUGAAGCCCCCGUCCGAUGCGGUGUCCCCCCUGGAGCAAGCGCUGACGCAUCACGGCGGCCAGGGCAGUAACCUCAUAGUGGUCCUAGCCAAAUAUAUUUACCACAAACAUGAUCCAGCUCUGCCCCGGCUUGCCAUCCAGCUCCUAAAGCGGCUCGCCACAGUGGCUCCCAUGUCCGUAUAUGCCUGCCUUGGCAGCGAUGCAGCGGCUAUCAGAGAUGCAUUUCUUGCCCGGCUGCAGAGCAAAACGGAGGACAUGAGGAUCAAGGUGAUGAUCCUGGAGUUCCUCACAGUUGCUGUGGAAACUCAGCCAGGCCUCAUUGAACUGUUCCUCAACCUGGAGGUGAAAGAUGGAAACGAGGGGUCUAAGGAGUUUCUAGUGGGGGAGUGGAGCUGCCUCCAUGUGGUGUUGGAUCUAAUCGACUCCAAGCAGCAGGGAAAGUAUUGGUGUCCUCCGCUGCUCCACCGGGCAGCUCUGGCUUUCCUCCUGGCCCUGUGGCAGGAUCGCAGAGACAGCGCCAUAUCUGUCCUUCGCACCAAGGAAAGAUUUUGGGAGAAUUUGACGACUCCUCUAUUUGGAACCCUGACCCCAUCAUCGGACACCGCAGAGCCGUGUGUUCUGGAGGCCUGUGCGUUUGUCAUGAAAAUCAUCGGUCUGGAGAUCUACUACGUCGUCAGUGGUUCUUUGGAGCAGUCCCUGAAAGACGGCCUUCAGAAGUUCUCAAACGCACGGCGCUAUGACUACUGGUCUCAGUAUGUGAAGUCCUUGGUUUGCCAUGUGGCCGAGACUGAAGAGGACGGUAUCUGCUUCUUCCAAGAGACACAGAUGCUGAUUUCUGCUUGGAGGAUGCUGCUGAUUCUGUCCACCACACAUGCUGAUGUGAUGCAUCUAACGGAAGAUUCAACCAAGCUUAAGCUGUUUAUGGAUGUUCUAGAUGGGACUAAAGCUGCUCUGACCACACCCACAUCCAUGGCUUGUUUUCGGCUGGGAUCCAUGAUGGCUACUCUCCUGCUUAUCCUCCUGAAGCAGUGGAGAAGUGUGGUAGCAGCGGCUCCUGACAUCCUUUCUCCACUCUCCAUCAUUCUGGAGAGCGUCCUGCAGGCUGACCACCAAAUGAUGGACAGAACCAAAGCCAAAAUUUUCUCUGCUCUCAUCUCCGUGCUGCAGAUUCAGGGACUCAAUGGUGGAGAUAUUUCCCAGCUGCCCCAGCUGUUGCUCUCAGUGUGUGAGACGGUGAAGGACGAGGCGCUGGCGCUCAUUGACAACACACGACACAUGAGUCAGAUGGGAGACAUGCUGGAGCAGGAGGACAGCAUGGAGACGGACUGUCCUCGCAGUCUGCAGAAGGACCAGAGAGACGGGGUGUGUGUGCUUGCUUUGCACUUAGCCAAAGAGCUGUGCCGCACCGAUGAGGAUGGUGAGCACUGGGUGUCGGUGAUGAGGAAGGUCCCGGUCCUACCGUCAGUCCUGAGCGCCGUGGAGAUCAGUCUGCGCUGCAAACACAACCUCUACUUCACCGAAGCCGCGCUCCACCUGCUCCUGACUUUAGCCCGCACUCCUCAGGGGGCAGCAGCUGUUGCUGGAGCAGGAGUUGUUCAAACCAUUUGCCUCCCCCUUCUGAGUGUGUAUGAGGUCUCCUCUAACGGUGCAUCACAGAGCUUCUCUAGGAAGUCGCAGGACUCUGCCUGCUGGCCAGGCGUGUACCGCCUCUGCAUGUCUCUCAUGGAGAGCCUCCUCAAGACUCUUCGCUACAACUUCAUCAAUGAAGCCCUGGACUUCGUUGGAGUGCAUCAGGAGCGCAUAUUACAGUGUCUGAACGCGGUGCGGACGGUGCAAAGCCUUUCCUGUUUAGACGAGGCGGAUCACACGGUGGGAUUUCUGCUGCAGCUCUCCAGCUUCUGCAAAGAGUGGCAGUUUCAUCUCCCCAAUCUGCUCAGAGACGUGCAGAUAAACCUGUGUUACCUGUGCCAGACAUGCACAUACCUGCUCCACAGCAAAAAGAUGCUCCACCAUUACCUACAGUCUAAGAAUGGUGAAGCGUUGCCUCCUGGCCCUCGAGCUCAGCGGCCUCCUCAGACCUUGAGUAAAGAUGCAGCAUCAGGAGGAGGAGACAGAGAGGAGGCUGAGCAGAAGGCCUUGUUGGCCGUGCAGUGCAGCCUGCUGAAGAUCCUCAGUAAAACUCUGGCUACUUUGCAGCACUUCACUCCAGACUGCUGCCAGAUUCUGCUGGACCAGUGUAUGGACCUGGCUGAGUACAGGACCCUGUUUGUGCUCAGCUUCACAACUCCUGCAUUCGACCCCGAUGUGGCGCCAUCAUUUGGGACCCUGCUGGCCACCAUCAAUGUGGCCCUGGGCAUGCUGAGUGAGAUGGAAAAGAGGAAGGAGCCAGCAUCUCUGAGCAUAGCUUCUCUGGCUUCAUUGGAGGAGAUCCAGGCUCUGAAGUCCUUGCUGAUGUUUACCAUGGAGAACUGCUUCUACGUUCUCAUCUCUCAGGCUGUUCGCUGUCUCAAAGAUCCAACCAUCCUCCCUCGAGACAAACAGAGGCUCAAACAGGAGCUCAGCUCUGAACUGAGCACUCUUCUCUCCAGCCUGUCCCGCCACUUCAGGAGGGGUUCACCAUCUUCCCCAGCUAGCGGCAUCCUGCCCUCUAUUCAGUCCAAACCGCCCACCCCCGGCUCCAAGGCCAGCCAUGAAGGCCAGGAGCACAUCAUCCAGCUGGUUCAGGCCUUCGUCAGACUUGUUCAAAGAUAAAUGUUGGAGUUUGGUCCUUUAUACAAACAAAAUCCUACAUUUCUGACAUAUUUUCAAAUGGAACAUUUUCUAGCGGAAAGCCCUAGUUUGAAGUAAACAGAUGUUGUUCAGGGCCUUGAAAUGUUUGACAUUAAUGUUCAAUAUUCAGAGUUCAACUGAAUAUUUCUACCAUAACUUGAAUACAGCCUGAUAUCUUUCAAACUUAUUUUGAUGGAGAACUGAGUCUGUAGGGAUCUUGGUGCUCUUUCUUCUUUAUUUGCUGACAGGUCCAUCAUUCCCAGGCCUAGUUUUAUAGGUCACUGACAACCUGAUGACUAGAAACGUCUAAAGUGCUACUUAAAUAUAUCCUCUGCAUGACCAUUUAAAAAAAAUCCUAUUCAGCUUCUGUCUUUUUGUUUUCACUUUUCUUUUUAAAAUAAGUUCUUGCUCAGAAGUGAUGGCCAAAAUUUGUAAUUUCAAAACAACUGUAUGUUAUUAAAGGAAGUUUUGUAUCACAGUAAAAGUUUGUUUUUCUUUCAAAUCAAACUGCAUCAGACCUCUGGGAUUCAACAUGAUAGUUUCCUUUACUGCAUUUGAACACAUUUCCCCACAGUAGCUUAAAGCCAUCUCACACACAAGCUAAAACAGUAAUAAAAUACUUUGCCAUAUAAAAAUUGAUAAAGGAAAAAUAUUUUUUUACAGCAUUGGAUGGAUUGCUAUUUACAAAGGCAUUCUUUUAAAAUAAACAUACAACUUGAGUACCUCAGUAAAAACAAAAAAAGUAAAGGUUGUGCAAUUCGGGUAAAAAAAAAAAAAAAAAAAA
Messenger RNA from Cyprinodon variegatus (sheepshead minnow), 6034 nucleotides. RefSeq names its product nucleoporin 188kDa (gene nup188). Gene Ontology annotation, biological process: RNA export from nucleus; protein import into nucleus. NCBI's taxonomy places the organism in Eukaryota, Metazoa, Chordata, Actinopteri, Cyprinodontiformes, Cyprinodontidae. The record is from RefSeq and is a predicted model, not a curated record. The transcript has 43 exons. Gene Ontology annotation, molecular function: structural constituent of nuclear pore. Gene Ontology annotation, cellular component: nuclear pore inner ring. The coding region runs from base 1 to 5232 and encodes 1743 amino acids.